Molecule: messenger RNA, 4509 nt
Organism: Strongylocentrotus purpuratus (purple sea urchin)
Lineage: Eukaryota; Metazoa; Echinodermata; Echinoidea; Camarodonta; Strongylocentrotidae
Gene: armc3
Product: armadillo repeat-containing protein 3
Exons: 19
Coding region: 81-2594 (837 amino acids)
Molecular function (GO): protein binding
Source: RefSeq, a predicted model, not a curated record
UAGAUCAUGAAAAAUAACAUAGCAACAGCUGAAAACAAUAUUUUUUUUCGUUGAGGUGAUUUGAGUAAUUAUACAGCAACAUGGGCAAGAAAACCAAGAAAGAAACGGAAGCGCCGCCAAAGGAUGUGUUUGAUACUUUGGCCGUGGAGAGCAAGAAAGCAGCUACAGUGGUUCUUAUGUUAGAGAGUCCAGAGGAAGAAAUACUUGUCAAGGGUUGUGAAGCUCUCUACAAAUUUGCUGAAAAAUGUGAUGAAAACCGUGGAAUGCUUCUUGAGCUUGGAGCAGGUGAACACCUCCUCAAGCUGAUUGCAUCAGAGGAGAAGGUCGUCAGAAGAAAUGCCAUCAUGACCCUUGGGGUCAUGUCAGCUCACAAUGAGGUGAGGAGACUGCUGAGGAAGAGUGACUGCAUCCCAAAUCUUAUCAAGUUAUUAGCUCCUGAAGAGGACACUCUGGUCCAUGAAUUCUCCAGUCUGUGUCUGGCUAACAUGGCUAAUGAGUACUCUAGCAAGGUCCAAAUCAUGGAACUGGGGGGUCUGGACCCACUGAUAGCUCUGCUCUCUGAUCCUGAUCCUGACGUCACCAAGAACACUGUGGAAGCUGUUUCUCUCUUGCUACAGGACUAUCAGAGCAGAGCAGCCAUCAGAGAUGCACGUGGCUUAGAGCCUCUGCUAGAGCUGCUGAAGUCCGACUACCCAGUGAUUCAGGAGCUAGCCUUACAGAGUCUGACCUUAUCUACCCAAGAUGCUGAGAACAGGGAAGCACUCAGAGAACUAGAGGGAUUGGAAAGACUUGUUGACUUUGUGGGCACAAAGGAAUUUGAAGACCUCCAUGUGCAUGCCCUGAAUGUUCUUUCUAACUGUUUGGAAGACAUAGAGAGCAUGGAACUGAUCCAGACCACGGGUGGUCUUCAGAAGCUACUGGCCUUUGCUGCUGAGUCUGAGAAGCCUGAGGUGCAGGAGAAUGCUUCCAAGGCCAUAGCAAGAGCUGCAAGGAAUCCCGAGAAUUGCAAGAUUUUUCAUGAGCAGGAGGGAGAGAAGACGUUGGUAUGUCUGCUAGAGGUUGAUAGUGCACCGGUCCAAGCAGCUACAGCACAGGCCCUCGCCAUCAUGGCAGAGAGCGCCCUCUGUAGACAGACCAUUGCUGAAUAUGAUGGCAUAGCCCCUCUUGUCAAACUGCUCGGCAGUGAAAAUGGAGACGUCGCUGAGAACAGCUCCCUCGCUCUGGCCAAUCUCACAUCAGCUACCGUCCAAAACUGUGUGGAGCUUGCCGAACGCAAUGGCAUCGAGCCUCUGAUUGGUCUCUUGAACUCAUCAAGAGAGGGCGCCCAAGCCAAUGCAGCUCAGGUCCUGACCAACAUGGCGACGGACGAGAUCUUGAGAGAUGACAUUCAGACCCGAGGAAUCGUUGGAGCUCUUCUGACACCCCUGCACUCCAGCAAUGCUAAUGUGCAAACCAAAGCAGCCAUGUCCCUAGCUGCCUUCGUCUGUGAUACAGAGUCAAGGAACCAGUUGAGAGGUCUAGGUGGGUUGGGUCCUCUGCUGAAGCUUCUUCAGUCAAGUAAUGAUGAUGUAAGAAGAGCUGCCUCCUGGGCCCUGGUUGUCUGUGCUAGUGAUCCGGUCGUUGCUACAGAACUCUGCAAGCUGGGUGGCUUGGACACCCUGAAGGAGAUCCAACAGUCUACGACUAGAAAGAAUGGCUUCAGUGACGUGGCCCUUGAGAGACUACUGGAUAGCAUGCUACCAGCAAAGUACAGUCUGAUGGGUUUCCUGGGUCCUAAUGAUAUCAUCUGCGAUGGCUUCUAUGAUGCUGGCAAGAUCCGUCCAGAAUCCAAGUUUGCCACGUUAGAGGAGCUGAGUGAACAAGAAGUGAACCAGAAGAAACCAAUCCUCCUUGUCAACUGUGGAGCAUCUAAGAGCCCACCUGUCACUCCUGCACCUACCAUCCCAUCAGAACUAGACGUCAAACAGGAAUCCAAGUCAAAUAUCAGAUCAUCAAAGUCAUCUGUCAAAGGAGCGAAGAGAGAGAGCAAGAAGGAGCGUGAGGAGAGAGAGCUUCGUGAGAGACUAGAAGCUGAGAGAUUAGCAGAGCAGCAAGCAUUACUAUCCCAGCAGCCACCCCAGUAUGAAGCUCCAGCUGAUCCUAUCUUUGAGAGUUAUAUGAGUGAUAUGUUGAAUGAUGUCAGCUGUCUACCUACCACCAGGGAACAAGUCAUCACAAUCGCACAAUAUGUCAGCAAUAAGAUGGGUGGUCCUAUCGAGAAGGGUGAGAUGGCAAACUUCAGCUAUGAACUGAGUCUGAGUCAACUCAAAUAUGAACUAAAGAGUAACAUCAUCCCUAUUGGUAGGAUCGAUAGGGGGAUCCACUGCCAUAGGGCUCUGCUCUUUAAGGCCCUUGCUGAUCGGAUUGGUGUGUCAUGCUCGUUAGUGAGAGGCAAUUAUAACAGAGCAUGGAAUGAGGUUAUGCUCACAGAUGAAGAGGACUCGCAAGAGAACCCCAAGUUUCCUCCUAAGGCCUACAUCGUUGAUCUUGUCCAUCAACCGGGAAGACUGAUGCGUUCAGACUCUAAUGAUGCAGUUAAUUACCAGAAGAUUUGAAAUGAUAAUGCACACGUCAAAGGACUUUAUUUUAAUCCUGUUUUGGUUUAUCAACCUGAGACUGAUGUGUUCAGACUCCAAUGAUGCAGCUAAUUACCAGAAGAUUUGAAAACGAUAAUGCAAACGGCAAAGGACUUUUAUUUUAAUCCUGUUUUGGUUUAUCAACCUGAGACUGAUGCAUUCACGCUCAAAUGAUAUAGUUGGUUAUCAAAACAUUUGAAACGAUAAAGUAAAGGUCAAAGGGAUUCAUUCAUGGUCCACAAUUAUAGAAGACCGAUGUGUUCAGACUUCAAUGAUGCAGAAUGAUUGAAACUAUAAUGUAAACGUCUUAGGCCUUCUUUCUAAAUUUUUUACCUUGUCUAUCACCCUGGGAAACUGAUGCAUUCACACUCAACUAAUGCACUCAAUUACUGUUAUACAUGUAUUUGAAACGAUAAAGUAAACAUCAAAAGCCUUCAUGCAUGGUUCACCAUCCUAUAAGAUUUAUGCGUUUAUGCUCUAAUUGUGAUACAUGUAUGUUGUUCCAUGAAAUUGAACUUCACAAUACCCAAGCCCACUUUGAAUAAGAAGAAAAGACCAUGUCCUCUAAUUUAAAAAAGCAAUCUCAAACAUUGGGUGAUUGAAACUGCCUCUAAUGAUGAUGAACGAGUUUAGGUUAUUUGUUCUUCAGUAUGUUCAUAUAUAUACAUAUAAAAUGUAUGUUCAUAUAUUUAAAAAAGAGUAAAACUAGACAAUUAGUUCAUACAAUAUACCUGUAAGUAAAACUGAAUUUACUGUUGAAGUGUAUAAAUCUUAAUAUUAUAUGGCUCAAAAUUCUGGAAAUAUUCUGGAUAUACUGUAUAUGAUAUGCUGUGUUAGGAUGAUCAUCAACGUCAUCAUUUAUUUCAAUUACUACCCGGUACAUGUACAGUGAAUACCUACCCAACAUUGUAAACCAUGUAUAUUACCAAUCUGUGCUAAACAGACAUUGUCUUUCUAACUCUUAUCUGUCUUCUACACAAUUUUUCUAAGUAUCUAUGAUAAUAUAUAUGCAGACUAUGCUAUGUUUUAAUUGGCAUAUAGAAUACUUCAUGCAGACUAACAUUUGUCCGUCCUCUAUUUCAUGUUAUGCAAUUUUUAAUGUACUUGUGAAACAGUUUAUGCCUUACAUACUCGCAUUUUACAAAACCCAUCCGUCCGAUGCUUUAAUGACCGGUUUGAAUUCAUUUUGUGUUUGCAAAAUAUAGCAAGCAUUCAGUCUGUCUUCAUUGGUUAUAUUCAUGUUUUUUCAUCAAGAAUAAGAAAAUCAAAUAAACCUUUUGUUAUUUUCCUCUCCUUUAUCAAAAGUUAUUCCAGCCACACACUGUAUCAACAAUUUGCUCCCUUGAAAUGUUUGUUUUCUUGUAAGUAAAGAAUAAUAUGCCUUCUAUUGUGUGUGAAAAUGAUCUUUACUUAAAGAUGUUCAUGCGUGGGUGUAAAGUCAUUCCUGAAGUAGGCAACUUUGCAAUCACUACAUAACAAAGGGACACUAGUGCGUAUGUCCGUGGGCUGCCCUCUAUAUACCCAUGCUUGAGCAGCUUUGCAACUUUAACUUCUUAAGCUUCAUUCACACAUUAUGCAGUAAACCACCUUUGGAAAAUGUCAUGGCAAAUUUUUUUGAUAUUAUGUGUUAAUUAAUGGCAAGUGGGAUGAAAAGGUAGUUGGGUGAAAAAAGAAAGAGUACUCUCACUUUCCUUUGUGUUUUUAAGAUACAGAAAUAUGAAGUGCUCUAUGCUAGAUCACCUUAAUUUAGCUGUGAUAUUCUUUUAGGCACUUUUGUUUGAUUGAAGCUGAAUCAGAUUUCUUUUAUCUCCAAAGAGAUGUUAUUAUAAUAUUUCUAUAUUUGUAUAUAUGUAUGCACCUUGACAAAUAAUAAAGUAUAUUGUACGAUAGUUAA